AGGAUGGAUCCUCGAAUUUUGAUGUUCCUGGUGGCUGUUGUGGUGCUGGUUGCCGGGGAGAUGGUGCGCUACGACGGCUACCGAGUCUACCGGCUGGUGCCAGCGGAUAAGGACCAGCUGGAGUUCCUUAGAGGACUCGUCAAGUAUCAUCCCGAUAUUCGCUUCUGGAAAGAUGCCAGAGCCGUCAACGUGGCAGCGGAUGUCAUGGUGGCGCCAAAGAUGCAAAACAGCUUCAUGACAUGGCUUCAAGCGAAUUCUAUCGAGGAGUCCGUCCUCAUUUACAACGUACAGGAACUGAUAGACAACCAGAGGCGAGCAAAAGCUACGAGAGAGGACUUUGCCUUAGAUGAAUAUCACACCAUUGAGGAGAUCUACGCAUGGUUGCCAUCACUAGAGGAGAAGUACCCUGGCACUGCGAGGUUUAUUGAACUUGGGACAGCAUACAAUGGUCUACAAUUAGGUAUGGAGAUCAAAUUUGCAGAGGACAACAGGCUAGUAAUGCUUGAGGGAGGUAUGCACGGCAAUGAGUGGAUCGCCACCGCCUGCAUGAACUGGUUCAUCAACGAGAUCUUGACCACAGACGACGCAGACGUCAGGGACGUCAUCACCCGUGUCACGUUCAACAUCUUGCCCUCCAGCAAUCCUGAUGGGUACAACUAUACCUGGACGACAGAUCGUCUAUGGAGAAAGAACAUUCAGCCCUAUCAGAACUGUACAGGUGUCGACCUGAACCUCAACUACGACUUCAAUUUUACAGGUUUCGGCACCAGCGAGGACUUCUGUGCAGACAACUACCCUGGACCGGUGCCCUUCUCCGAGUACGAGGCGGCGACGUUCUCGGGUAUGCUGUGGGAUAACGAACCAGGGACACUGUUGCUGUAUGGCAGCUUUCACGCGUACGGCCAGAGGAUCAUGUUUCCUUACGGCGUCCCUGGCAACGUGGCCUCCAAUUACGAUGAGCUGCUCGAAAUGACACAGAGAGCCAGCGAAGCUCUAGCAGCCAGAUAUGGCACAACCUAUACCGUCGGUAGCGUGCUGGAUCUUCUGUCUCCAGCAUCGGGGUCUAGCAUCGACUGGAUGCAGGGCGUGGUCGGUCACGAGUACAAUAUUGCGUGGGAGCUGAGGGACGAGGGCCAGUAUGGCUACCUGCUGCCUGAGGACCAGAUCGUCCCCACUUGCCAGGAGGCGUUCGACAGCUUGGUCUCCAUCCUCCGGGAUUUGCUUUAAGACGAAAAAAUGCCAAAAGAGCACUAGCCCUAGUCACAGCUCUAGGCCAACACUACAGUGUGGUGCACGGAGCAUCACUCUUUUUUUUUAUGAACGACUUCGUUUUGGACACGGCCAGUAGAGAAUUCAUGCAAAAGUAAUUACUACAUCUGUUCAUCUAUUGAAUGUAAGUGUCCCAGUCAGAACUGCAUAACUAGAUGCAGCACAUUUGAUGUUUAGAAAUGAGUUCCAGUUUGAACAGAUUUAUCUCCAUAAGAAAACGGAACGUUACGGAAAGAAGAGAUAUUUCAAGAAAAACUGGUACUUUUAUUCUUGCCCAUCCACCAUUGCUACGUAAACUGUUCCAUUAUUAACAUUCUGUAAAAUAUAUAUCAAGAAAGAGAAACAAGGGCAAGCUAAUCAUGUUGAAUUACACAUUGUUAAUUAAUUCAGUUUUUAGGUAUUUGUGGUUUAUGUAUUAAACUUAAAACUAAAUAGAAACAAUAAAAAUUAUUUUAUCAGUUCUACAAAUUAAUACGAAAGUGUAAUCUGGCCCAGUGUGGGGUAAAGAUGAUUCUGGUCAAGGGUCAAAAUGACGACACUGAUAAAAGUUGACAACUUUUAUUGUUAGAAAGUAAGAGACAGUACAUUAUUUAAUGAUAAAUGCUAUAUAUAUUUCUUAUUAAAUGGUAUAUAAUGAAAGGAUUAUUGUGUAUAAAAUCAGUAUAGUUCAAGAUUAGUGCAUUUCAUUCUCAAAAGUCACGUAAGAAUUUUCCGCCUUCGAAGUUCGAGAGCAGAACUCAUACCACCGUGUGUGGC
This is a messenger RNA of Schistocerca cancellata (South American locust), 2025 nucleotides long. Its product is annotated as zinc carboxypeptidase-like. Gene Ontology annotation, molecular function: metallocarboxypeptidase activity; zinc ion binding. The coding region runs from base 4 to 1227 and encodes 407 amino acids. The record is from RefSeq and is a predicted model, not a curated record. Gene Ontology annotation, biological process: proteolysis. The transcript has 9 exons. Lineage: Eukaryota; Metazoa; Arthropoda; Insecta; Orthoptera; Acrididae.